AUGACCAAGGUUCUCGUUACCGGAGGCACGGGCUUCAUUGCUUACAUCGCAGCGCACAUCAUCCAGCAGCUCCUGGACCAAGGGCAUUACGUGGUCACCACGGUACGCUCGCAGGAAAAGGCAGACAGAGUGGUGUCCGGUUACAGACAUGCCGCGGAACGUCUCCAGGUGGUCAUCGUGCCCGAGAUUGCGCACGAACAGGCCUUUGACGAGGCCGUCAAGCUGCCGGGCAUCGAGGCUGUGAUGCACACGGCCAGUCCAUGCACGCUCAAGUUCACCGAUGCAAAGACGGAGCUCAUCGACCCUGCUCUGCUCGGCACAACAAACGUCUUGCGCGCGGUGCAGCGAGAUGCGCCGCAGGUUCGCCGCAUCAUCAUCACGUCUUCCAUCGCGGCCAUUCUUGACGUAGCCAACCCCACGGCAACGUUUGGCGAAGAGACGUGGAACCCUUGUGGCAUGGAGGCUCUCAACCAGGGCCCCGGCCGCGCAUACAUGUUGGCUAAAGCGCUCGCCGAGCGAGCAGCCUGGGACUACGUCGCGGACCACAAGCCAAACUUCGACCUCGUCACGGUCAACCCUCCGGUUGUGUUUGGCCCUGUGCUUCCCCAUCUUCGCUCGGCCGGCUCGAUAAACGUCUCCAACCAGGCGCUCUCAGAUCUCAUGGCUGGCAAGUGGAAAGAGCAGAUCCCGCCUGCUGGGCCGGUCAACCUCUUCGUCGAUGUUCGCGAUGUCGCCGCAGCCCACGUUCGCGGCAUGGAGCUUUCCGACGCGGGCGGCAAGCGCCUCUUCACUGUUGGCGGGCGCUUUAGCAAUUCCCGGCUUGCUGAGAUUGUGCGCGCGGGCGAGUACUCCUUCAAGGACCAACUGCCUGCCCCUGACGUCAAGGGCGAUGCUGGAGCAUUUGGCAUUAGCUACAACAACGAUAAGACGAACGCUCUGCUGGGUCUCUCGUGGACGCCGCUGGAGACGACUAUUGUGGAUUUUGUCAAGUCUGUAAAGUAA
Messenger RNA from Microsporum canis CBS 113480, 1002 nucleotides. RefSeq names its product ketoreductase. The record is from RefSeq and is a predicted model, not a curated record. Bases 1 to 1002 code for a protein of 333 amino acids. Gene Ontology annotation, molecular function: oxidoreductase activity, acting on the CH-OH group of donors, NAD or NADP as acceptor. The transcript has 2 exons. NCBI's taxonomy places the organism in Eukaryota, Fungi, Ascomycota, Eurotiomycetes, Onygenales, Arthrodermataceae.